AGAGUUGUACCUGGCAACUGCGGAGGAAUAAUAGAAGCUGAAAUAUCUAAAUAAACAGCCCCUUCUCUUCUCUCUUUUUCUUUUUAUUUAUUUAUUGACUUUCCAAAUUCAUGUCAUCGGCCUCUGUUUGGGUUCUAAAAUUUGGAAGCCUUGGUAGUUUAGGUUUUUUGCUUAUGGCACAGUGUAAGUAUUAAUCAGUCUUGAAAAAGCUGCAACUUGCUCACUCUCAGACUCCUCUAUAAAACUCUACCCCUCCCUUGCUAUAGUUCUUCGCACUUUCUUCUGUCAUCUAUCUCUUCUAUCUUAUUUCCCUACCUUUCUUCUGAUGGGUGAAGAGUUAAAACCUAUGGUGUCUGUGAGAGAGUUCGAUCCUGAUAGAGACAGAGAGAGAGUAGAAGCUGUUGAAAGGAUAUGUGAAGUUGGACCCAGUGGCAAGCUUUCUCUCUUCACGGACAUGCUCGGUGACCCAAUUUGCAGGGUUCGCCAUUCGCCUGCUUUUCUCAUGCUGGUGGCGGAGAUUGGUGAAGAGGUAGUAGGAAUGAUAAGAGGAUGCAUAAAAACGGUGACAUGCGGAAAAAGACUAUCCAGGAACGGAAAACACAAUGCCAAUAACACUAAGCAUGUUCCGGUCUACACUAAAGUGGCCUACAUACUAGGCCUUCGCGUUUCGCCUAAUCAACGGAGAAUGGGAAUAGGGUUGAAGCUGGUGCACAGGAUGGAGGCGUGGUUCAGGGAUAAUGGUGCCGAGUAUUCCUACAUGGCAACGGAAAACGACAAUUUAGCUUCCGUUAAACUCUUCACCGACAAAUGCGGGUAUUCAAAGUUCCGUACCCCGUCCAUUCUUGUCAACCCCGUUUUCGCCCACAGGGCAAGGGUGUCCCCCAAGGUCACAAUCAUUAGCCUUUCCCCUUCCGACGCGGAGGUUCUCUACCGUCGCCGUUUCGCCACGACGGAGUUCUUCCCGCGCGACAUUGACUCCGUCCUGAAGAACAAGCUGAGUCUGGGGACGUUUCUGGCGGUCCCGGGUGGGUCCUACAGUGCCGAGACAUGGCCCGGGCCAGAUCUUUUCCUGUCGGACCCACCCAAGUCGUGGGCCUUGGUGAGCGUGUGGAACUCUAAGGAGGUGUUCACGCUCGAGGUGCGAGGCGCGUCGCGCGUGAAGCGCACGCUGGCGAAGACGACGAGGGUGGUGGACCGGGCCCUGCCGUGGCUGCGGGUACCGUCGAUCCCGGAUUUGUUCAGGCCAUUCGGGUUUCACUUCAUGUACGGGCUUGGAGGGGAAGGCCCAGAUGCAGCGAAGAUGGUGAAGGCCCUUUGUGGGUUCGCGCACAACCUCGCGAUGGAAAAAGGUUGCAGGGUGGUGGCCACUGAAGUAUCACCAAACGAGCCCUUACGGUCCGGUAUACCCCACUGGAAGAUGCUGUCUUGUGACGAAGAUUUAUGGUGUAUGAAGCGGUUGGGUGAGGAUUACAGUGACGGUUCCGUUGGUGACUGGACCAAAUCUCAACCCGGAAUGUCCAUUUUUGUUGACCCGAGAGAGGUCUAACGAGUCAACCUCCACCUCCACUUUUUGGUUCUCUUGUCUCUUUCUUUCUUUUUCUGUUCUCUCUCUCAUUUUGUGUAUACUUUCUCAAAAUAUAUUAUCUAGUUAGGGUAACGAGUUGGGGGUGGAAAUGCAGAUAGUGAGGUAUAUGUGAUUUUAUUGUUGUUUUCCCUAUGUUAAAGAAUAUCCUUAUAUCCACCAUA
This is a messenger RNA of Vigna radiata var. radiata (mung bean), 1746 nucleotides long. Its product is annotated as probable N-acetyltransferase HLS1. Gene Ontology annotation, molecular function: acyltransferase activity, transferring groups other than amino-acyl groups. NCBI's taxonomy places the organism in Eukaryota, Viridiplantae, Streptophyta, Magnoliopsida, Fabales, Fabaceae. The record is from RefSeq and is a predicted model, not a curated record. The transcript is spliced from 3 exons. Bases 326 to 1546 code for a protein of 406 amino acids.